Molecule: messenger RNA, 2427 nt
Organism: Triticum aestivum (bread wheat)
Lineage: Eukaryota; Viridiplantae; Streptophyta; Magnoliopsida; Poales; Poaceae
Product: U-box domain-containing protein 16
Exons: 1
Coding region: 114-2138 (674 amino acids)
Biological process (GO): protein ubiquitination
Molecular function (GO): protein binding; ubiquitin-protein transferase activity
Source: RefSeq, a predicted model, not a curated record
ACUUCGUCUCAUCUCCAUUCUCCAUCGCCGCACUCCAUCGGCAUCCAAUUCAUUCAACUCGACUCCAUCCGCGUCCAAAGCCUUCACGCAUCAGCUGCCUUCUGGUUGCCGCAAUGGCCAGCGCGCGCAACGCGGCGCCCGAGCCGUCCUCUUCUUCGUCCUCGCCAUACUCCUCGUCGGCGUCCGACGUGGAGAUCCUCCGCUCCCUGCGCUGCCUGGCGCGCGACCUGGCCGCCGCCGACCCGCCGGCGCCGUUCCUCAGGGCGGUCUUCGCGUCCGUGUCCCGCCGGGCGCGGCUCCUCGUCGCCGUGUUCGACGACCUGCUGCUGCUGGGAGCGAGCGCCGCCCUGCCGCGGUCCGCCUCGCUGUGCCUCCGCGAGGUGCUGCUUGUGCUGCAGCGGUUCAAGGCCGUCGUGGCCGACUGCUCCGCGCGCAGCCGCAUGCGCCUGCUGCUGCAGUCCGACGAGGUCGCCGCGCGCGUGCGCGAGCUGCAGCACGACCUCGCCACGCUGCUCGAUAUUCUCCCGGUUGGUGAGCUUGGGCUGGCUGACGACGUGGCGGACCUCCUCACGCUCGCCUCCCGCCAGUGCCGCCGCCGCGCGCCCGAGGCCGCGGCCGAGCAGGAGCUCAAGGCCAGCGUGCUGGCGCUCAUACAGGAGGUCGAGCGGGAGAUCGUGCCUGAGCGGGAGCGCCUGGAGGCCAUCCUCGAGGAGGUGGCCAUCAACGACCCGGCCAGCUGCAGCCAGGAGAUCGAGAUCUUGGAGCGGGAGAUCGGCGACCGCCUGGCGGAGAGGUGGACUUCGGCGAUGAUUGCCCUCGUCGGGCUCCUUCGGUACGCCAAGUGCGUCCUCUUCAGCGCUGCCACGCCGCGGCCGCUGGACUCCAAGGUGGACGCCGACGACGAUGACGCCGAGCCUCUAGCGCCGCCGCCGGACUUCCGGUGCCCCAUCUCUCUCGACCUGAUGCGCGACCCGGUUGUGUCCGCUAGUGGCCAGACGUACGACCGCGAAUCCAUUACGCGGUGGUUCGGUGCCGGCAAGUCGACGUGCCCCAAGACAGGCCAGGUGCUCACUAAUCUGGAGCUCGUGCCCAACAAGGCGCUCAAGAACUUGAUCUCGCGGUGGUGCCGGGAGAAUGGCGUCGCCAUGGAAGGCAGCGAGCCUGGCAAGCCCGAGCCGGCGCCACCGGUGGCCGCAAACAAGGCCGCGGUGGAGGCGGCGCGCAUGACCGCGUCGUUUCUUGUGAAGAAGCUCUCGGCCUCGUUCUCCCCUAGCUCGGACAACCGCGUGGUUCACGAGAUCCGUCUGCUCGCCAAGUCCGGCUCCGAGAGCCGCGCCUUCAUCGGGGAGGCCGGCGCAGUCCCGCUCCUCGUGCCACUGCUCAACUCUGAGGACGCCGCGCUGCAGGUCAACGCCGUGACGGCGCUGCUCAACCUCUCCAUUCUCGAUGCCAACAAGAAGCGCAUCAUGCACGCCGACGGCGCGGUGGCGGCCCUCUGCCAAGUGAUGGGCUCCGGCGCGACCUGGCGGGCGAAGGAGAACGCAGCUGCCACCGUGCUCAGCUUGUCGGCCGUCCAUACGUACCGCCGUCGUCUCGGCCGGAACCCACUAGUGAUCGAGAAGGUCGUGCUCCUGGUGCGCACGGGCCCCCCGAGCACCAAGAAGGACGCGCUGGCUGCGCUGCUGUGCCUGUCCGCCGAGAGGGAGAACGUGGGCAAGCUGGUGAGCGCAGGCGCCGCGGAGGCGGCACUGUCUGCCAUCAGCGAGGAGGAGACCGCGGCGGCGGUGCUGGCGUCGCUGGCCAAGCGCGGGGGAGCGGAGGCGAUCGUGAACAUCGACGGCGCCGUGGCGAAGCUGGUGGCCGAGAUGCGGCGCGGCACGGAGUGGUCGCGGGAGUGCGCGGCGGCGGCGCUGGUGCUGCUGUGCCGGCGCGCGGGGGCCGCGGCGGCGUCGCAGGUGCUGGCGAUCAACGGCGUGGAGUGGGCGAUCUGGGAGCUGAUGGGCAGCGGCUCGGAGCGGGCGCGCCGGAAGGCCGCGUCCCUCGGCAGGACGUGCCGGCGCUGGGCGGCCGCCAACGCGGCGCAGAACGCGGAAUUCCCCACCUCCACCGUCUCGCCGGCCACCGUGGCCGCAUCGUGAAUCAUUCUUCGAUGACAUUGAAUUGAUCCGUAGGAACAGCUCCAAAACUUAACCAAAAAAAGUACUGUAGAGAAUUGUUGUACAAAAUUGGUUUGUUGAAUGCCUUGUAAUUCUAGGCUGUAGUACGAUUCUUUAGUCCCCGUGGGUAAACACAAACACAGAGUAAUUGAAUCAACUGUGCAUACAGAACAUUCGUUGCUUCUUUCGUUCUUCGUUGUUGUUGUGAAAUCUUGUACGUAAUACAAAGUGAAAGGAAAUAAUAGUUGUACAAAUUGUGCUCAUUCUUCUA